This is a messenger RNA of Cinara cedri, 682 nucleotides long. The record is from the annotation of a GenBank genome assembly. NCBI's taxonomy places the organism in Eukaryota, Metazoa, Arthropoda, Insecta, Hemiptera, Aphididae.
AUGGCAAGCGAACAAGAAGAAAAUGUGACUUUCGUACAACAUACAGAAAGUCACCCAUGUCUUUAUGAUAUAACAUCAUCUAAUUACACUCGACAAGACAUAAAAGAAAAAGCAUGGAAUGACAUUUCAAAAAAAACGAACAAUUCUAGUAAGUAAAAUGUAUUUAUUAAAUAAGUAAAAUUAAAAGUAAUAAUAAUUAUAUGAAAAAUAAGACGUAUAUAUUAAAUUAAGUUAAAUUAAAUUAUAGUAUUCCAUUAAUAUGUAAUAGAACCGGCUGGUGUCAUAAAAUAUUCACAUAUUUUUCUCUGUUUUCUUGUGACUUUGAUAACGAUAUUACUUGUUUCUCGUGAUUUUAUUGAACUCGAACUUGUCGAUUUUCUUGUUGUGUCAAAUUUUUUAGGAUGAAAAAAUAUUCCUUGUUUGAUACGAAUAUAAUUAUGUAGGACACAAUAUGGCAAAUUAAUGAAAAACCCGACUUUUAUGUAAUCUCAUUUUAACAAUGACACAAAAUAUGUGGAUUUAUAAAUAGUUUAAAAGUUUUAAAGGUUUAGAAUAAUACAUAUGGGUACGGUCCAAAUAAUAUUGAUUAUAAAAAUAAAAAUGUAACUAAGAAAUAUAAUAAUAAUUUAAUAAUUUGAAUUUAAUUAAUACAGAUAUUCCCAGGGAGCCACGGAGCCCCUAG